AUGUACUCUGCUUUCUCUAUGAAAGAAUUAGGCCUUCUCAAUUACUUUGUUGGCAUUUCCGUUGCCUCUUCUUCUUCAAGCUAUAUUUUGUCUCAGCAGAAAUAUGUUUUCGAAAUCUUAGCUAAAGAUGGUAUGCGUGAUUAUAAGCCCUAUUCUUCUCCUAUAGCUACUAAGGUUGCUACUUCAAAGUUUUUAGAAAACCCUUUGAAUAGUCAUUUUGCAGCAGUUAAAAGACUUCUCAAGUAUCUCAAAGGCACAUUGAGUCAUGGCCUUCAUUUCACAACUGGCCCUCUUGUUCUUAAUGCUUUUUCAGAUUCAGAUUACGCUGGCAAUGUUCCUGAUAGGAGAUCCACUACAGGGUAUUGUGUGCUUCUUGGUCCUCAUUUAGUUUCUCGGUGUACUAAGAAGCAACCCACUAUUUCAAGAUCUUAA
Molecule: messenger RNA, 432 nt
Organism: Camellia sinensis
Lineage: Eukaryota; Viridiplantae; Streptophyta; Magnoliopsida; Ericales; Theaceae
Source: RefSeq, a predicted model, not a curated record